Molecule: messenger RNA, 1864 nt
Organism: Haliotis rubra (blacklip abalone)
Lineage: Eukaryota; Metazoa; Mollusca; Gastropoda; Lepetellida; Haliotidae
Product: failed axon connections homolog
Exons: 6
Coding region: 56-916 (286 amino acids)
Cellular component (GO): cytoplasm
Source: RefSeq, a predicted model, not a curated record
UAAGACGCCGAUGACCCAGAAAUCCACUUGGACCCAACCGGAGUGAAUCAGCAUCAUGAACGGAUUUCUGUGUAGUUACAACUUGAAUCACAGACUUAUUUGUGUUGCAGGUGGCGUGACAGCAGUGGCAGUAUCCGUUGUCAUCGUCAAGAAACUAUGGCCUAAAAAAAAAAAGAUCUACCCCCGGGACACGGUCAUCCUUCAUCAGGUAGGGAGGGGACCCUAUGCUCCAAGUUUAUCUCCAUUUGUCGUCAAACUUGAGACUUAUAUCAGGAUAGCAAAAAUACCUCACCAGAUUGCCCAUGGAAUGACUCCGUCUCCAAAAGGCAAAUGGCCUUGGAUCCAAUACAACGAGGAGAAGGUGGCGGACUCCGAGCUCUGCAUUGACUUCCUGAACAAGAAGUUUGGCGUAGAUUUGAACAGUCGCCUAACGCCUUAUGACAGAUCCGUGGCCUUGUCGGUGGGCAUCAUGAUGGAGGACCAUGCCAGCUGGUGUCACGCCAUGUUUCGAUAUCUGUUUGACCCUGAGGCGACUUUAAUUUGCAAGGCGUUCAAAAUUGGUAAAGUGAUGCUGUGGUACUACCAGAGAGGAAUCCGCAAGCUCCUUUACACUAUGGGAAUGGGGCGGCACACCAAAGAGGAGGUCACUUUCUUCCUGAAGCGUGAUCUGCAGGCUGUAUCAGACAUCUUAGGACAGAAGAAAUAUUUGAUGGGCGACUCACCGUGUGAGGCUGAUUGUGUCGUGUUUGGUCAGCUUAGUCAGUUACACUGGCAUGCGGUGGGAAACGAACUGGAGACCAUACUUACAGACGAGUUUCCAUCCCUGGCCGCCUACUGUGAACGGAUGAAGGAGGCGUAUUGGCCCGACUGGGAGGAGUGUACAACGAGAGGAUUCACGACCGAAGCCACGAAAUAAUGGUUCAGGAAAACGUGUAGUGCUGUUUUAACAGUUUAGUUGACCACAUUCAUUUUAUAAGGAAAUAACAAAUACUCUUGUAUAACGUUCAUUUUAUGAUCAAUUGUAUAUAUUGCUGUAUGUAAGGGUUGUGAUUGGAGGCAGUAAUCUGUGGCGUGCUUGUAAACAAUGAUCGUGGGUUCGAUUCCCAGACCAACCUGAUCAUGGACCUCGAUUUGCCAACACCUUGUCCCUGCUGUUGGACUUAUCCAAAGUGAUAAGCGUCUAAGAGCUGCAUCAUAUCAGUUUCCAACCACAUCAAGCUGGCAAUCCAAGAUGGGAGUGUAACCGAAACACUGUUCAAAGCCGCCAUACAUUUUGUGAUGAAGACCGACUGACUGACUGAGUUUUAGUUUUACGCCGCUUUUAGCAAUAUUCCAGCAACAUCACGGCGGGGGACCGUGAACUGGGCUUCGCACAUUGUACCCAUGUGGGCAUUCGAACCCGGGUCUUCAGCGUGACGAGCGGACGCUUUAGCCACUAGGCUAUACCACCUACCCUUUGUGUUGAAGAAUUGAUGAACUGAGUUAUUGUUAAUAAUUAUGAAAUACUAUGCAGCUGUUUCAGAUUGUUUGCUAUUUAGCAGCCGACUCAACAUUGUUCCACCUGUAUUACCACAAUCUGUAAAUAAUGGAGCCAGGAACAGGCUGUCAGUAACUCACAUAAAUGUGAUCUAUAACAGGCUUUAUGUCUGGUCGUGUGUUCCAUGAUAAAUGUUUACUACAAUUGGAGAUAUUUCCAACGUUAAAUGUUAAUGAUAUUUUUAUCAAUAGACAAGUUUAUGAUAUUGUUGCAUGGAUGUUUUUUUAUAUGUGAUAUUCUAAACACUCGGGGUUCAGCAACAUGUGCUGUAGUCCCCUGCUUGUAUACUUUGUCAUGUACAUGCACAUUAAAAGAAGUUCAUGUCCA